CUGAUUUGUUAUGACAUGUUUCCCUAGUUGCAACCAUGGAACUUGUGUUUGUGUUCUAACAACAAGCUAUAGAAACCGCUGGGCAAGAGGGUAUAAAAACGGAACGGCAUCUGAAUGAGGACCACAAACCCUUCUACUCUUUCCAGGACUCGAUUGUUGUGCGGAAUUGAAAAUGAAGAUUUUUAUUUCAGUUGCUUUGUUGGCAUUUGCCGGUCUCUUCCAGGAAGGGGAUGCACAGAUUACAGGAUGGACAGUUCCAAGUAUUACAGGCGCCGCAACUGGAACAGGAGCAGCACCAAUUUCAUUUCCCGAGAAUCAAGCUGUGGGUGCAACUUCAACUUCAUUUACAGCCACUCCAACUGGUCCCGAUACAAUUGCGUCCUACACUCUGUUGACUGCUGGUACUCCUUUCUCGGUAACAUCUGCUUCUGGUCUCAUCACUCUAGAUAGUGCACUUGAUUUUGAAACGACAGCCAGCUACACAGUUGAAGUUCAAGCAGUUGAUAGCAACGGAACACCAAAUACUGGAACUGCAACUGUAACAAUAUCCGUCACGGACGUGAACGAGGCCCCAACAUUUAGUGCUGCAUCAAUGUUAGCUUGCGUUGCUGACGGUUCCACAGCAGGUCAGUCUGUGAGUACUCUAACAGCCACUGAUCAGGAUACAGGAGACACCAUAACUUACAGCAUUAAUUCUGGAGACUCGAACAGCCACUUCACAUUUUCUGGAGCCGAACUUCAAGUCAAUACAGGAGUUACUCUUGACAUGUCAACCACAGCAAGCUACGCUCUUGUUAUUCGUGCCACCGACAAUGAUGGGACACCUCUGUUUGGAUCUACAACUCUUACUGUAACAGUGGGUAAUUGCAGCAACAGCGCAACAGCUCUUGUUAUAAGUAUCAUGAUGACUCUUAUGACUCUGGUUGUGUCAUUAUAUUAAGAUACAAGCUCAUCCAAAAGUUCUAAUUCAAAGUACUUUCCUAAUUUUAUACUUAAUAUCACCAAGAGUACGUUUUUCUUGUAGUCCAAGUUAGAUAAACAUUUUUUUAAAUCUGAACGUUAAACAAGACUCCCUAAAGGAAAUUUAUGUUAAAAUAAGAAGGAAUUUGAUUGAUUUAUUUAUUUCAAAAUACAAUGUAUCAAUACAAUAUGGCAAAUUAUCAUAUACAUACAACAAAUAAUAAAACAAAUCUGUAUGAAGGAAAAUAUAUUCACUCAACACUUUUAAGUUUAUUUUCGUUUUACGCUUGUCCGUAAAAAUCUGCAUAGUAUAUAAAUUUAUUAGUAAUAUAUGCAUUAGACUUCUAAUAUUAAUUAAAAUAUACAUUCUGUUUCUACGGUAAUGUAUUUCUUUCAGUUUUAGAGUAUAUUUAGUACAUUUUAUUAACUAAAUUAAGUAGGACUUACACACAUUCAGAUUUCACCGAAUCCCAUAUAACAGCUGCCUUUAGCAUAAAGCGUUUCCAGUCUUUCCCACCAGAAUGAUGUUGGCGUCAUAAACAUAUAGUUCCGUUUUUAAAAGUAAAAACUAUCGCCGAUUUCAGUGUAUUGAUGCAGCUUACGAGCACAAAGUAAUAAGGUCCUAAUUUUCAAAUUCUUGAUCUAUAAUAGGUCUAUAGCUUAUAAGUAGUAAUGGUACUCAUUGAAAUUGUAACGAUACAUAUUUAUUAAAAAUAUAAAGUACCUUUGUUGUAAUUUUGAAAUGAAAAUAGAAUUAGUUAUCAUUGAUCUAAUAUGAUUUUUUACUAUUUAUCAGUACUCUAGGUGAGAUGACUGUUUUACCCUGGAUGCAAUUACUUUGCACACUAAUACCUAAGCAAGAUAUAAAUUUAAAUAGCUGCAGAAUUAUAUAAAAUAUUGAGUAACGUACAUAUGACUUAAAUGAGAGUUUAUUAACAUAAAUACCACAAUAAUUAAUGUAAUUUCAUAUUUAAAUUGGAGUUUAUCUACAAAAAAUUAGCCUGUAUGCCUGUCUUGCUAUUACAAAAAAUGUUAUCAACUUGAAUCAAAAAUGAAUAGGUGUCCAGUCGUAUAUGUCUACUCCCUCUAGUACCACGUGUGAUGUGUGUUUGUGUGAAGCAUUUUAGUGUUUAAGAAAUGAUGACAAUAAUGAGACAGUACCGUGUCGAUGCUUGUGUCAUUUCUUGUAUUAUUCUCAAUAGAUUGUAUUGCCGAAAAUACCUUUAUUCAAUUUCAAAUGUAAGUAAUAGAUCACCUCAAUUGUUGGUAAAACUGUUCUGUGGUAAAUAAAGUUUUCAUGUACAAGAAAUGAAAAGUGGUUGAAACUGAUGUCAUAAUGAUAAGCUAAUGAUUGAUAUACGUACAAGAGAUCAGUGUAAAAACUUAGGUUUUUCCACAAAUCGUUAUUUCCUUGUGUUUAGCAUGUAACAAUUGUUUUUGCCUGUCUAUAAAAUAAAGCAAUACAAAACAUA
Messenger RNA from Mercenaria mercenaria, 2432 nucleotides. RefSeq names its product protocadherin Fat 2-like. The transcript is spliced from 5 exons. Gene Ontology annotation, cellular component: catenin complex; membrane. Gene Ontology annotation, molecular function: calcium ion binding; cadherin binding. Bases 173 to 940 code for a protein of 255 amino acids. Gene Ontology annotation, biological process: homophilic cell-cell adhesion. NCBI's taxonomy places the organism in Eukaryota, Metazoa, Mollusca, Bivalvia, Venerida, Veneridae. The record is from RefSeq and is a predicted model, not a curated record.